Messenger RNA from Mugil cephalus (flathead mullet), 3731 nucleotides. RefSeq names its product rho family-interacting cell polarization regulator 1-like. The record is from RefSeq and is a predicted model, not a curated record. The transcript is spliced from 18 exons. NCBI's taxonomy places the organism in Eukaryota, Metazoa, Chordata, Actinopteri, Mugiliformes, Mugilidae. The coding region runs from base 298 to 2478 and encodes 726 amino acids.
UCGCUGGUGUCUGCUGCUGGUUUGACUCUGGACACAAAAAACUGCGAAAUCAAGGAGAAGGACAGCGCCCAGAAGAAUAACUGUAAACCUCUGCUAACUGCGGCCAGCAUCGCGUUGGAAAUGGGACUGCGGCCACAUCCUCCGGGCUGUCGGACAUUAAAACAGAGGAUAUGUCCUACAGUUUGUUAAAGCCACAGCGCUACACGCAACCCUCCAAGCAUGCUACAGCAGUGAUAAUAUCUCUCCACACAGCAGCACUGUUUGAUCCAAGAGAAACGUGCCUUGUAAGGAAGCAGGAUGUUCACGGGCUCCACCAAACUGCCACCCACUAAAACCCCCCAGCCCGAGCGGCUGGAUGAAGUGUACGCUGCCUUACGCAGAGGCUUACAGUCGUACCUGCAGGUCCACCAGCUGGAGCUGGACAGCCUGGGUCAGCAGAUCAGAGAAAACAAGAGGAAUGGUCGUUUGGGGUCUUUGUAUGAGUUGGAUAAGCAAGUGAAAGCCAUAGAGCGGUUCAUGCGUCGCUUGGAAUUCCACCUCAGCAAGGUUGAGGAACUGUACGAUGCUUACUGUAUACAGAGGAGACUGCGUGAUGGAGCCAGUAAGAUGGUGGCAGCAUUUAACUCUGCCACUGGAAGCAAGGAGGCCCGAGAGAGCCUGAACGAAGCCAACAAGGGCUACAGGGAAUGUACAGAGCACAUGUGCUCACUUGAGAGUGAACUGGAAAGCCAGAUGGGAGAAUUUCACGUCAAGAUGAAGGGCCUCGCUGGAUUUGCACGGCUGUGUGCUGGUGACCAGUAUGAGGUCCUGAUGCGCUACGGGCGGCAGCGCUGGAGGCUACGAGGACGCAUGGAAGUCAGCAACAAGCAAAUAUGGGACAGUGAAGAAUAUAUAUUUCUGCCUCUGGUCACUGAACUGCUGUCAAUCAAGGUGACGGAGCUGAAGAGCCUGGCCAAUCACGUGGUGGUGGGCAGCGUGUCCUGUGAGAUGCUCGACCUGUUCUGCCCGCUCCCCCAGACGCUCGCCGUCGACAUCAACGACCUCGGGACGGUGAAACUGAACUUGGAGGUCACCUGGAGUCCGUUCGAUAAGGACGACCAGACGUCGUCCAGCAGUACGGUUUCUAAACGGCUGCUGUCCAACCAGAGCCCUCCUGACACGCCCUCGAUGCGAGAGCAGGUGUUUUAUAGCAUGCCUCAUGGCGGGCCACGGCAGAGCCGGUCGCUGGUGGAGGCGUUCCGCGGUGUCGGCGCGGACCGGCCGGCGUCCUUACGUGAUUUCAGACGUUCCACGCCUCAGUUCUUCUCAACACAGCCGUCUCUGUUGAAGCGUCAGGGGGAAAUGGAGAACGGGACGGUCUGGUCCAACUCCUCUGAAUCCUCAGACGACUCCUCCAGUCCAGCACUGGCUCAUCACACUCAGAGGCUGACGGCCUCCAACAUGUUGCACACCACUCUCACCACUCAGCUCCCGUUCACGCCUCACAAAUCCAGCGCGUCCACACCGUCGCUGUCGUCCAACCAAGAGGAGGACGAGACGGAAACCGGUGAGGUGUUCCCUCAGGCGGACGCGGUGCCUAACGGGCACCUGCAGACUUCCUGCUCCCGCAGCCUCGUCGGAGGGAGUAGCCCAGACUGCACUGCGACCGACAGGGCGUCUGUCCAAUCAGAGGACCUCUCUGAAGCCUCAGUAGACCUGAGCUGCUCGUGCCCCGACGUCUCCGCCGUACCUCCUCCCGCGCUGCCGGCGGAGGCGGCAAACGUGUCGGCAGAAGGAGUAAAGGACGCUCCACCCGAGGACUCGUCAUUACGGGCUGAACAGACUGAAGCAGAAACGGAGGACAGCGCUGUGGAAGCUGCAGAGGGACGCCCGGGGGAACGGAGGCAGCCGCACGAGUCCGUCCUGGAGUCAAAACAACCAGAGGACACACCGGUGGUCCCUUUUCCUACUUCUACCAGUUUCACUCAGGAAGUCGAGACAGCCCUCGAAAGUUUUGAUUUUCUCAACUGCUCUGACCUGGAUGAAGACGAGGAAGAGGAAGAGGAAGAGAACAAGGACGAGGUAGAGGACGAGGUAGAGGAAGAGGAAGAAGAAGAGAAAGAGCAACAGGAAAAUGAAGGAAAAAAGGAAGAGGAGCAUGAGAAAUGUGAAGAGGACCAAAACACAACGGAGGAAGAAAAAAUAGUAGAAGUAAAGAACAUAGAGAACUUUUACUCAGAGGGAAGUGACGACGAGGAGGGGGCCGAUGGUCUCCAGAUCCUCAUGGAAGCUCCAGAAGGAUUCAGGAACUCAGAUGAAGAUCGUUUCUCUGAAUCACAGGAGUCGAGCGGCGAUGACGCGCAGGACUUGGGUCAGAUGGAAAUUCCUGAGGAGAAGGAGGAGCAAACUGAGGAAAAGGAAGAACGUGGAGAGGAAACAUCACAUGAUCAGGAGGAGCGUCCCUCUACCCCCACCCAUUUGGCCACUACUGUCUUCUAAUGACUCAGUGGAACCACAACUAAAACCAUUUCUCCCACUUUGAAGUUCUCGUGCCGUCUCUCUAUGUGGGAUCGGAGGCCUUGAGGACGUUCCACUUACCGCUCCGACAAACGGCUCCUCCAUUACGGUUGAGUUUGUGCACGCCAUGUUCUGACCAAUGUCGAGGUUUCUGCUCCUCCGCCAUGACUGAACCCAAACACCUUCUUCCAACAGUAAUCAUUAUUUCCAGUCAUGUUGCCUAGGUUAAAAGUGGGACACCACUUCAGUUUACAUGAACUGCUCCUGUCAUGUGACCACUCAGUGUCCAAAACAUUACAGGAACAGAGAAGAGCGGCCUUGUUUUUGGCUUUGUUACAAAGCUUUUUCUUUUCAAAACAUUCAUUUUCAAAUGGUUUUAUAAGUUCAGGUUGUUUUUUUUUUUUUAAUCUACGGAGAAGCAUACUGUCAAUUCAUAAAAAACAAAAUAAUAAAAAAAAAAAUCAAUCAGUAUUUGUGGAUGUGAAAAACUAGAGGUUCUGAUUUUCAGUGUUAAAUCAGUGUACAGCCCACAGCUCUUUCAUUGUCAGAGGAGAAGACCUCAUGAGCAUGUGAUAUUUAUCUGGAGUCAUUUCCAGACCAGGAAUGUACCCUGAAAUCAAAGAGUAUCGUUUCAUUUUAGGCGUCAGUGGCACUAGUUGAGAAUAUUCACAUGGAGCGUAGAAGUAACGGCUUUGAAAUCUAACCUUCAGACCUUCCAAAAAAAAAAAAAAACGAUAGCAGCUUCUCUUCAAGACUAGCAUUGGACCAAUUUUUUGCAAACACGGAAACAAUCUGCAGCGUGGAACUGUAUUUAAACCUGCAUGUGUAGCUGCCUCGUGCUGCCGGCAUGUCUGUACAAAAAAGAAGCUCAACUGAUCGGUUUUAAGUGUGUAAGCUAGGCUCCGCUCCAAGGAAGCCGCCCCGUUCUGUAACUGUGCUGCCUCACGGGGGCGCUAGAGUCUCUCAUCGUUCAUGCUUUACAUGUUUCUUAAAAAGCCUCGUCAUUCAGAAAGUGCCUCAGAGAUGUAGGGUUUUAAAUGCCAUGACCAGAGAGAUCAGGCUACAGAUAAGUGUUUAUUUUCUGAAUUACUUUGAGAGUGUGCACAAUAAGAGAUAUUUACUGUUUCAUAUAAAGAAUUGUAUAUGUCUUGAAAUGUCCAAAUGUUUAUGUUCAGAAAUGUUUAAACUUUAUAAAGCUUUCUUUAAAAUUAAACACUUCAGUUGUGUUGAAUGAA